Molecule: messenger RNA, 3243 nt
Organism: Penicillium alfredii
Lineage: Eukaryota; Fungi; Ascomycota; Eurotiomycetes; Eurotiales; Aspergillaceae
Product: putative phosphatidylserine decarboxylase Psd2
Exons: 7
Coding region: 1-3243 (1080 amino acids)
Biological process (GO): phospholipid biosynthetic process
Molecular function (GO): calcium ion binding; phosphatidylserine decarboxylase activity
Source: RefSeq, a predicted model, not a curated record
AUGGUCCGGCUGCCACUCCCGCAGCGGCUCAGCUCGCAUCUGUCUGCAAGGAGCGCGACAUCAACUCCGGGGCAAAGCAGAAGCACGAGUCCGAUGCGCUCCCCCGACCUUAAGCCCCUACUGUUAAAAGUGACUGUCAUCCGGGGACGAAAUCUUGCCCCCAAAGACCGAGGUGGAACCAGUGACCCAUACUUGGUGAUUACGCUGGGAGAUGCGAGGCAGUCGACACCAACGAUAUUCAAAACCUUGAACCCCGAAUGGAAUGUCUCUUGUGAAAUGCCGGUGGUGGGGGUUCCAUUGUUGGAGUGCAUUUGCUGGGAUCAUGACCGGUUUGGUAAGGACUACAUGGGCGAGUUCGAUAUUGCGCUCGAGGAAAUCUUCUCGGAAGGGGCUGUGAACCAACAGCCGCAAUGGUAUACACUAAAGUCGAAGCGGAAACCAGCGAAGAAAAAGGACAGCACUGUCUCAGGCGAAAUCUUGCUGCAGUUCUCAGUCAUUGACUCUGCAAACCCCAGCGCCUCGCCUGCCGACACAUACAGGAGAUUCAAAAGCUUAGUAUGCGCGGGCGAAGGGGAUGAGCAGCUUCCGUCCGCUGAUCUCGACGACCUUGACCCGGACGAAGAGACGUCCGACGAAGCCGAUGAUUUGACAAAGCCAGAGAUAGUAGAAAAGCGCCGGCGACGAUUGCGACUGGCUCGUCUAAGACGCAAAUCUCUGGCGGCCCGAGCAUAUCAAUUCUCGGGCACCGGGACCGGGGUGCAGGGUAUCGUGUUUAUGGAAAUUGUCCGGGUGACUGAUCUCCCUCCCGAACGGAAUGUGACGCGCACCUCGUUCGACAUGGAUCCCUUUGUGGUAACCUCUCUUGGGAGGAAAACGUUGAGAACGCCUGUCGUGCGCCACAACUUGAACCCAUUAUACUAUGAAAAGAUGGUGUUCCAAGUGAUGCGACAUGAAAAGUCUUACACCAUCGGCUUUACUGUGAUGGAUCGAGACAAGUUCUCGGGCAAUGACUUUGUUGCCUCCGCUGGAUUUCCUCUUCAGACUCUCAUCCAGUCUGCCCCAGAGGCGGAAUCGGAGUCGGGUCUUUACCGCUUCGCGGAUUCUUCUGAAUCAGAGGACCCCAGUUCUACCAAUCCCAGACCCAGCCCUCGACAGGGGGUCAGUCCGUCACCCUCGUCACAGAGCCUCUCGAGAAUGUCACGGCCGACACUGAAGCCGCGCAGCUCAGCACGUUCUCUCUCCACCCAUUCCAUUCAUGACACGCCAACUUUAGUUCCGCCUACGAGUGUUCCAGAGGAGCGCGGAAACGAGCUAGAUAGCAGCAGCACAUUACAAGUCCCCUCCACGAUUGCGGAUGAUACCGAGAUGGUCCCCCCAGUAGAUGAGGAUGGUUUCCGGGCCUAUACCAUCCCUCUCAUUCUCAAGAACCGGGAACGAUGGGAGGACAAACACUCGCCCGAGCUACAUGUCAAGGCCAAAUAUCUGCCGUAUAGCGCGCUAAGGCAGCAGUUCUGGAGACUGAUGUUGAAGCAAUACGACGCCGACGACAGCGGCCGAAUUGACAAAAUUGAAAUGACGACGAUGCUUGAUACUUUGGGCUCAACGCUGAAGGAAUCGACGAUUGAUAGCUUUUUCCAACGGUUUAGCGCAGAGAAUGAGCCGAGUGAGACAGUCGACUUGACCUUUGAUCAGGCCGUGAUUUGUCUCGAGGACACUCUUCAGGCACUGCAGAAGCGAAACUCAGCGCCCGCUAUUCCACUCCCUGUGCCUGUCCCGCCGUCAACAGGGAGUCAAGACAGCGAGGAGCCCUCAAGCAGCGAUGAGCUCGUCUUGGAAACCAGCACUACCGCACCGACGAAUGCUGACCCCGAGAAGACGGCCAUUCCAACCUUUACCAGCGACGAGCAGCCUUCUUCAACCGAUGAAGAUCACCCCGAUGACCUCGGGGAUGAGAGGGGCGAAGAGCACGUCGUGGAAAUCCGCGAAUGUCCACUUUGCCACCAGCCUCGUCUUGCAAAACGCUCUGAUGCGGAUAUCAUCACACACAUUGCUACCUGCGCGAGUCGUGACUGGCGGCAGGUCGACAAUCUCGUAAUGGGUGGUUUCGUGACCUCCAGCCAGGCACAGCGCAAGUGGUACUCCAAAGUCAUCACCAAAAUCUCCUACGGUGGCUACCGCCUUGGUGCAAACUCGGCCAAUAUCUUGGUGCAGGACCGAAUCACUGGUCAGAUUAACGAGGAGCGCAUGAGCGUCUAUGUUCGCCUUGGGAUCCGAUUGCUUUAUAAGGGUCUCAAGAGCCGUGACAUGGAGAAAAAGAGAAUUCGCCGUGUUCUGCGUUCCCUGAGCAUCAAGCAAGGUCGAAAGUAUGACGAUCCCGCUUCCGCUACCCAAAUCAAUGACUUCAUCAACUUCCAUCAGUUGGACAUGUCCGAAGUUUUGUUGCCUGUUGAAAAGUUCCGCAGCUUCAAUGAAUUCUUUUACCGCGCAUUGAAGCCCGGGGCCCGUCCGUGCUCGGCUCCCGAGGAGCCGAAGGUCAUAGUGUCGCCUGCGGACUGCCGUUCGGUGGUUUUUGAUCGGCUCAACGAGGCAACCAGUGUCUGGGUGAAGGGCCGAGAGUUCUCAGUUGAAAGACUACUGGGAAAUGCCUAUCCACAGGAUGCUCCGCGCUACCGAAACGGUGCGAUGGGCGUGUUCCGCCUGGCGCCCCAGGAUUACCACCGCUUUCACAUCCCCGUCGAUGGGAUUAUGGGGGAACCCAAAACCAUUGAGGGCGAGUAUUAUACGGUGAAUCCCAUGGCCGUCCGCUCUGCGCUGGAUGUGUACGGCGAGAACGUGCGGGUUUUGGUCCCCAUCGAUUCUGUCGCGCACGGUCGAGUUAUGGUUGUCUGCGUUGGAGCCAUGAUGGUCGGUAGUACCGUUAUUACCCGCCGCCCAGGUGACAAGGUUGCCCGAGCAGAAGAGCUGGGCUACUUCAAAUUUGGCGGCAGCACGCUCUUGAUCUUGUUUGAGGAGGGGAUGGUGAACUUCGACAAGGACCUUUCAGACAACUCCAAGGGUCCUCUGGAGACAUUGAUCCGAGUGGGCAUGUCCGUUGGCCACAGCCCCGACAUCCCUCAGUUUGAGCCCGACAUGCCGAAGAAGGCGGAGCAUGUCACAACCGAAGAGAUGCAGGAAGCCAAGCGGCGCAUCGAGGGUAGCUUUGCCCCGCCUAGUGAUGCGUCCACGCUCGCGGCCGUGCAGUGA